UUUUUCCUUUCAAACUUCCUUCAAGAUUCAGCCUGGGCACUCAGAAUAAAGGAAGGUGAAGAAAAGGCAACCAUGGUGAAGCGGGUGGCCAUCGUGGGGGCCGGUGUCAGCGGCCUGGCCUCCAUCAGGAGCUGCCUGGAGGAGGGUCUGGAGCCCACCUGCUUCGAGAGGAGCGCGGACGUCGGGGGCCUGUGGAUGUUCUCAGACCAUGCAGAAGAGGGCAGAGCUAGCAUUUACCAGUCAGUCUUCACCAACUCCUCCAAAGAGAUGAUGUGUUUUCCCGACUUCCCGUUUCCGGACGACUUCCCCAACUUCCUGCACAACAGUAAGCUCCAGGAAUAUAUCACUACCUUUGCCAGAGAGAAGAACCUUCUGAAAUACAUACGAUUUGAGACAUUUGUAACCAGAAUAAGUAAACGUGAUGAUUUCUCAAUUACUGGCCAAUGGGACGUUACCACUGAAAAGGAUGGCAAAAAAGAAUCAUCUGUCUUUGAUGCUGUAAUGAUCUGUUCUGGGCAUCACGUGUACCCUAACCUACCAAAGGAGUCCUUUCCAGGACUGCAACGUUUUAAGGGCAAGUGCAUCCACAGCAGGGACUACAAGGAGCCGAGCGUGUGGAGGGGGAAGCGAGUGCUGGUGAUCGGUCUGGGGAACUCGGGCUGUGACAUUGCCACCGAACUCAGCCACACCGCCCAGCAGGUCAUCAUCAGCUCCAGAAGUGGAUCGUGGGUGAUGAGCCGCGUCUGGGACAACGGCUUUCCUUGGGACAUGGUGACGAUCACGCGAUUUCAAACCUUCCUCAAGAACAACUUGCCAACAGCCAUCUCCGACUGGUGGUACCUGAGACAGAUGAAUGCAAGAUACAAACACGAGAACUAUGGCUUGAUGCCUUUGAACGGAGCCCUGAGGAAAGAGCCCGUGUUCAAUGAUGAGCUCCCAGCCCGCAUCCUGUGUGGUACUGUGUCUGUGAAGCCCAACGUGAAGGAGUUCACAGAAACCUCGGCUGUAUUUGAAGACGGGACCGUGUUUGAGGCCAUCGAUGGUGUCAUCUUUGCUACAGGUUACAGCAAUGCUUACCCCUUUCUUGGCGAUUCCAUCCUCCAAAGCAGAAACAAUGAGAUCACCUUGUUUAAAGGCAUCUUCCCACCUCAGCUAGAGAAGGCCACGAUGGCUGUGAUUGGCCUUGUUCAGUCUCUGGGGGCUGCCAUCCCCACCACCGACCUCCAGGCCCGCUGGGCAGCGCAAGUAAUCAAAGGAACUUGUACUUUGCCUUCUGUGAAAGAUAUGAUGGAUGAUAUUAAUGAGAAAAUGGGGAAAAAACUCAAAUGGUUUGGCAAAGGAGAGACCAUACAGACAGACUACAUCACGUACAUGGACGAGCUGGCCACCUUCAUCGGGGCAAAGCCCAGCGUCCCGUGGCUGUUUCUCACAGAUCCCAGGCUCGCCCUGGAAGUCUUCUUUGGCCCUUGCAGCCCCUACCAGUUUCGGCUGGUGGGCCCAGGGAAGUGGCCGGGCGCCAGGCACGCCAUCCUGACCCAGUGGGACCGGACACUGAAACCCACGGCCACGCGGGCUGUUCGAGGGCCUUGGAAGCCCUGCCUGUUCGCAAAGCCGCUCGGGAUCCUGGCUCUCCCUGUUCUGCUAGUUGCGCUUUUUCUGGUGUUGAGCUGAGCGUUAUUCCCUCUGGGGCUUCUGGGAAUUAUUGACCAUAGCCAGGCAGGGACGCUGCUACUUAAACCUCUUACUUUCUUAAUGAAGAUCAUUGGCUCAUAUACCAUAGAUGUUGACCAGGGCAGCCGAGUUGUUUCUAGCUUUUUAAAGAAGCUUCCUUAAGAGUCACAUGAUCUAAGCUCAUCAUUAAUCAUUCUCUUUAGGUCCCACUAACACUUCAUAAUCAGAAUUGUGCUCUUUAUGUCUCACUUAAAUCAUCUCCUGAAACAUUUAGACAUGAUGUCUUUUCUCCUUUAAACACUGCUUGAAGUAUGCACUUCAAGUCUAAAUAAAGUAGGCAGUAGGCAGAAUAUUUACAAUAUGAUAUUCUCAAGACCUCUGCGGGCGAGUUCAGCUAUUGGAGAUUUCCCUUACAAGGCAUAUUCCGGCAGUACCUCCCGCUCCCUCACCUAGAGACCGUCCAACCUGACCAGUUCUGAAAACAUGCACUUUCCCGAUACUCUCAACAAGGAAACUAAAUCACUAACGUGUAUCUGCAAAGGAAUAACAUCAGCAUUAACAAUGGC
Molecule: messenger RNA, 2237 nt
Organism: Dipodomys ordii (Ord's kangaroo rat)
Lineage: Eukaryota; Metazoa; Chordata; Mammalia; Rodentia; Heteromyidae
Gene: Fmo3
Product: flavin containing monooxygenase 3
Exons: 9
Coding region: 73-1671 (532 amino acids)
Molecular function (GO): N,N-dimethylaniline monooxygenase activity; NADP binding; flavin adenine dinucleotide binding
Source: RefSeq, a predicted model, not a curated record